ACAUACAUGCCACCCAAAACAUACAAGCAGCCUGUUCACUGCUUGUGUGAUCGGCGUCGGUGUUCAUUUUACAUUGCGCAUGACAUUUUGGUUCGAAUCAUAGGAGCUGUGAUCAAAUAUAAUGAUUGCGGAAAAAGUCUAGGUGUAAAGAUGUUUUCUAAAUCGUUAAAAAUGCUUUAGAACUUUUUGUACCUUUGUAUUAAAUUCCAUUACGACACCGAACCGUGUAAUUAUUUCGCAGUUAUGUUUUUACACGUUUAAAGACAAGUUUACGAAGGUAUUGGUGAGUAACUGCUGAACUGUUCAAGGAAAAUCUGAAGGCCAUUUGACAUGGUGGUAUAGAUCGGACUGUCAGAAGAAAUAGUAAUUAAGGUUAUUUUCAUUAAUGAAGCUUUUAUAGUCGAUUUACCAUGAACCGUUUGGGACCGUUCUUUCUCUUGCUUGUGAUUUGCAGUGAAUUAUAUGCAUCAGAGUUCUUCAUUAAGAAUACAACUGAAGUAAUUAACACAAGCAGAUGUCCAGAUUUCGGUGAUAUUGGAAAGGGAGUUAUAAUCCAAGAACUGAUUGUUGGAGACAAGCAGGUUCUUCAUAUAGAAUGUCAACCGGGGCAUGACCUGAUUGGAUCACCCAAGAUUUUGUGUGUUGAUGGCCAAUGGGAACACAUACAGAAACCACAGUGUUCAAAACGUUGUCCUUCACCACUAUUCUUGCGUAAUGCAGAAGUGCGUUUGGAAGGCACACUGGCCAGCGAAGAAAGCUACCGUCAAGGGUCCCGUGCCAUUUAUAGUUGUGGCGAGGGAUUUCGUUUGUCCCCACCUGGAAGUAAGAUUCGUGUCUGCAAGGACGGAUACUGGACGGGUCCUCAAGGUCGAUGUGUUGCGGAUGGUUGCCAGAUGCCCCCUGAAAUUACACACGGCUACUAUGUUUUGGAAUCCGCUCUAGAAGAGAAUCCCAUAGCGCGUGUAGGUGUCGGCCAACGGGCCCAUUACAACUGUAACCUCGGUUAUAUCCUGACAGGACCGGCUAGCCUCCAGUGCUUGGAUUCAGGGGAUUGGUCCCCUCGCUUGCCCCCUCAUUGCACUCCCGCUAACUCAGAGAUGGAAGAGGACGAGGAAUUGACAAAAGAGGCGUUCUGCCCACCAUUGCCUGCAACUCCUCACACGCGUGUCGCCACCAUCCUGGGUCGACAGAACGCGAACAGGGCUGCUCCCGGAACAGAGGUGGAAUUGCAGUGUGAACCGGGGUACCGCGAUCCCCGCUUUCCCUGCCAGGUCUCCGUGCUCCGCUGCAUACAUUCCACGUGGCAUGCCGUGCAGGGUGACAUCCCGAAGUGCUUGGCUGUUGAAGGAUGCGUUUCCCCUCCGAGCAUUGAACACGGUUCCUUGUUUGGUCCUGCUACUAAUGGGAGGUACCACGUACAUGGCGAAGUGGCUUAUACGUGUCAGCCCGGCUUUGUCCUGCACGGAGACCCCGUGCUAACUUGUGCCCCCAGUGGCUGCUGGGAGCCCAGUAACCUGCCGGAAUGUCGUCCAGAUGACCAGCCAAAGGUAUACUGGACAGCUCAUGGUCCAGACCGCAAGGUUCAACCGCUGGGCUUGGUGGACACUAUAAUGCUUCUCGUGACCCUGACAACCGCAGUUGGCCUUACGCUCGUUAUGUUUUGCACUUGUAUCUUUGUGGUCCGUCAUCAUCGCCGGGAUCAGGGAGCGCCCCCCUCAUCACCGAGGGCCCCUACCCCACCGCUGGUUUAUGACCCAGACCGAGUUGCCCUCAUUGCAAAUGAUGCCCAGCUUGGCGAGUCAUCGCUCCCAAGCUAUGAGGAAGCUAUAAGGGAGCGUUAUAGUGGUGGUGUGAUCGCGUCAUCUGGGGGUUUGAUGCCGUAUCGUUCCCACAGGGGCCCCCAUUGGAAUGCGUUGGGUUCCGGGGGACGUCGUACUCGAGGAGAGACUGCGCAUGUCACCCGCCAGUCAUCCAGUACUUCGCACACUGCAUCUCUGAGAAGUGGGUCGGCUGCAGGCGACUCGAUGGGGUCGACAGACACGAUGACUCCGAGCGAGGUGUCGACUAACGUGACGCUGGACACAGUAUCAUCACACACGUGUAGCAGUGGCUCCCAGACGGCUUCUUGUCGCGCUAUAUGUGGCAGCCUCGCUUCUUUUGACACCAGCUCUGUGCUGAACACCGAGGGUGUCCCACUGCUGGAAGAGAGUGAGAUUGAGGAUGGCGUACAGGGCCUUGAUUCUGUAAGGCUGGUCACGGUGGACCAGCCCCUGAAAGACAGUGCGUCCUGCAAGUGUUGCCACAACUCUCCAGAUCUUGUGUGAAUUUCACGGUAGUUGCGUCUGUAUCCGUUACGCAUAUUACGCAUCCAGGCGUCGUCGUCGUCGUCGGCUUUAUUAUACAGGGUAUAAUAGCGUGGUAUUACUUCGUCCCUGCCCCCUCCAACCCCCCUGUUUGUAUCACAUUCAGUGUAAAAUGCUUAAAAGUUCAAGUUUGUAGCAUUUGAGAGUAAUUUUUGUUUUUGUGUGAACAGGGGACAUUAAUCCUUAAGGUCAGAGCGUAAAAUGAGUAGUGUACGCUAAAUAAUGAAAGUAAUAUAUAAGGAAUGUAAAUAAUAUACAUAGAUAUUGUAUGAAAUAGGAUAAUUCUCUUCAUCCCUAAGUUUUUUUUUUAAAAAAAAUAUAAACUUGUAACUGAAGCUGCCUUUAGCAAACUUGAUAGAUGUGAAUUGAAAUCAGAUGACUGAAACAUAUUUUUGGACAUAUUUUAAAUUGUCUUCCAGAACCGUUCUUCUGCUAAAAAUUUGGCUGUCGUAUGGAACGUAACAGACUCCAAAACAGAUCGGCUAAUAUUCGCUCCCUAAUGCCCAAGUCCUUCGGGCGGAUAAACUGAGUUGCGUGCCAAAUACGUAAAAUUAUUACAAAAAAAAAAAGAGUUAUAUUUCAGAAUCCGAAUUCUGUCCGCGCAUAACUUUUUCACUACCAAAAUUAUUUUUUAAGCUUUGUAAUGAUAGAAGAGGACUUUUUUUUGUGGAUACAAGUCGGCUACAGUCACGUGAUAGUUGUUUAUUUUAAUAGCACUGAAUUGUUUUCUACAUUACUUUACUUGUACGUUGACCUUAAGGUUAAUGGUUAUAAUUUUAAAAUGUGACAAUAUUGUGAAUGAAAGACAGAAUUUUCUAGGGAUUGAGUAAAGUAACGUUCUCUUUAAUCUCGUUGGCAGCACUGCUUUGUGUGUUCUGUAUAUACCAUAACUAAAAACAUUAUUUUACCCAUGGAAAGUUAAUAAUAUCCGCUGGCUGUGUUCGGUUCACACGUAUCAGUAAAGAAUUAGAGAGUCGAACCAUUUUUUGAAGGUGCACGUUUCGUAGGUGAGGAAACACGUGGAUUUGAUUUUUAUUCCGUAUAUUCUGGCGCAAGACAGCAGAAUUAGCAGUUAUACAAUUUGUGACAUCUGAUACCUUUCAAAGAAACAAGUUGCUUAAAUACUACGUGUCUGUAAUAUGUACAUGAGCAUGUAAAUAACAUUACUCGUAAAAUUAUCGUUAAUUAAAAUUAAAUGUAAAUGAUGAUUUCUUUUGACGUAGUAACUGUCUACCCUACAGAGACAGUAAGGAUAAAGUCAGCCAGAAUGAGUCGCUUGUACACGUGUUUCGUGCUCUGAAAUCGUUUAGCUUUUUGUUAACGGUUGUUGAGGGUCCAAGCGCGAAACGUCGAGCAAUGAAACCGGAAUUUGGUAAUGGAUAUUUCUGACAUCGUUUACUAAAUGAAGCGACAUUUAGAAUGUUUUUGGUGCCGUAGUCAUCUGUUGCGAUGCUCCACUUAUGUAACCGUUUUGUUUUUAAUUUCCGGAAAUUCUUAUCUGGACGCCUGCAGAGAAUUUACCGAAACCCGUCUCUGUAUACGACCGCUGUACAAUUUAACCAUUGCAUUGUUAGCGGUUUCUUACUCACGAAAAAAAUGUUUUCCCCAAAUAUAUUAUUUUCAAUUUACAACUUAAACUGAGGCAGCAAUUUUAGAUUUAAAUUUUAGGGGCAUGCAUACAGCCAGUUAUUGAAGUUACUCUUGAAGUUUUUCUGUAUGUAAUACUAUUUGAUGGAAUGUUCAGUGAAGAAUGAACUGGAAAGGUUAUGAAAGGGAGAAGAAAUUUAAGGUACUGCUCUCCAGAAUUUUCCUGGAGGUAAUGAGGGAAACCAUGAAAAACCUAAGUCGGGAUAGAAAGUGUCUGGUUCAAGAUUUGAACCCAGGACUUCCCUAAUAUGAAACAGGAUUAUGUUGAGGUCAGUCAUUUGUGCUUCACUGCUUUUUAAGGAUAAAUUUCAGGCCGCACACUGAAACUAAUUUCAGUCCAACAUAUACUGGGUCUGCCAAUAUCUGUCAUUCCUCAUGAACAGGAAUGAAAAAUGGGUUUUUUAAUCGCUCUUCUGUUAAUAUGCCCUGAUGUUCUGUCUGCAUGAUUUUAUUUCUUAUUCUAUAUGGAUCUUCUAACAUCGUCGUUCUUCAUCCUAUUAAAAUGUGUACGUCCUCCAACACAUUUUAAAAAUGCCUUUUCAGCAAAUUAAAUCCCGUUUUCAUAUGUCUGUCAGAACUCGAGUUUCACUUUCCGGAAGUCGCAUAGGAAUUUCCAUUACUUUCCAAAGUCUAACUUGUGUUUUUUCUUUCUUUCAUCCUUUGUGUUUAAAAUAAUUCUAUAUGUUUGCUGUUGCAUUGUACAUAUUUGAUAAAAUGCAUCAUUUCGAAAACACUUAAAAAUUAAUAUUUUUAAAGCUUUGUAUCUGUAAUAAUAUUGUAAUAACAGUUCUUGCAGCGAAGGUGGAAUGUCUGUGAUGAUGGUGCAUCGUAAUACGUAAAAUCGGUUUCUUGAUCUUGGUUCACUGUCUGAAUAAUAAAUAAAAUCGUAACAUUUUUAAAAGCUCGAUUUUGCGUCUGUCUUCAGGUGAAAUAGGAUCGGAACAGAAUCCAACUUCUGAAGCAGGUGAUUUUAUUUAUAAUUUAGACAAAAUACAAGAAAACAAUUUUACAGAACUCUUAAAGUGUUUUCAGGUAUCUGGAUUCAACUCACGGACAGCUUAUAUAGUCUGGUAAAUGUUAUUUUAAGAACUGUAUGAUAUUGUAACUUGUAGAUUAGUUUCCCAGGCACAAAUGAGAUUGCAUAUUUUAUACUAGUCAUAAAUAGUGGUACUCAUUUUCAUUUGCCACAUAUAACACCGUCCUUAGUGCAGAACUGCUUAAAAGUGCAUUUUCUGUUGAGGAUGUGCUUUACUGCAAACAUCACAAGUUGAUUUGAUAUCGAUCUUUCUUUUUGUGAAUUGUGCUGCUCUCAAUGGAAUCGUGCCAUAGGGAUAUAUUGUUCCCACUACUUUUCUCAUAUGCUUACAUAGUCUGAUCUUAUGAUCUUCAUUGUUUAUUUGUUCUAACAUUAUAUAUUGAAGAAGUUGAGAACUGCGCAGAGUCACUCACAGGCAUAGAACAUUAAUGGCAAGACGGUUUUCCUUAUGCGUGGUUUAUUUGAUUAUACCCUCUAGAUUUGUUCCAAAUAUUAUAUUUUUGUUAAAAAAAAAAGGAAUAAAUGAUUACCGAUCAGAUCACAUAAUACAUACAUUAUUUUAUUGAAGUCUGAUUCAUUUUUGUGAAAAUCGUUGAAUUCUCUCAGAAGUUCUCAGACAAAUAUUUAUAACACAAAAUUGGCAGUGUCAUUGAACUUUUAAGUUGGCAACAUUUAAAGCAUGAAGUGGAUAACAUGACACCAAAGAGUCCGUGUUGAGUGGUUUUAUGCUGAUGGUUAAUAAAUAGCAAAACAGUGAUAUUAAGUUUUGUUUAAGUAAUACAUUUUCAUAUGCACUUACUGAAUAUCUUAUAAACAAUAUGAUUUAUUCUGAAGAGGGCGUAGAACAUAUUAAGAAGGCAAAAAAAUAAGAAGCUGAUUAUAAAUUAGAGGCUAGAAUAUGUUUUGAGCGAAUUACAACACAAAAACAUGUUUAGUCAUCUGCUUCAAACUUUUUUGAGCUGAAUAUGAUCAAGUAUUCUAUUUUGAAUUAUGUGUAAACAUAAUUUAUUUUAAAUUCUGAUCAUAAUUUUAAAUUUACUAGCAUUAUGUGUUGUUAAACAUAACAUAACAAUUCAUUAGUAAGAGAAAAACCAUAAAAUGUAUAAAGAACAUCUAAUAAUAUUGCAUCCAUUAUACAAUGUUGAGGUGUGUUUAUGAUAGUGACCUUUAACCAGGUUGAGGGGCAUUCUACUAUCCUGGCUCUAAUAAGUUAUUAGAAGUAAUUUUAAUUGCUGUUAGGAUUUCUUAAACUAUAUAAUAUGUAACUGUAGUUAAUCACAUAUUACACUGGUCACAAAGCAGUUCAUUGAAAUGCAAUGAACGGUAACAUACUUUCUAAAUUAAAUUAUAAUUAAUUAUCCCAAAACUUCAUAAAUGUAUCUAUAAAAUAUCAGUUUCUUAUGUUUAGUAAAUAUUACAUUUACAUAUAAAGAUGAUUUCUUUGAUAUAUAGUUACUAGUUAUAACAAGUUCAUUCCACUGUGGAAGGUAUUUGAUUUAUAACAGUUUCCUUCGGUGCUUAAUUGGGAAGAAAUGCUAGAAAACUAAUAUACCCGAAAUGUUAGAUCAGGCUCUAUUUUCUUAAUGGAUGUAAUGCUGUAUAAUAUUUUUAGAAUGGUUUAGAGGAAUUUUGGCUUUGAGUCCUUAUGAAAUAAAUAUCAUUAAAGAAUAUGAUUUUGUCAUUGUGCUGUUAUGGAAUGUGAGGUUAGGUCUCUAUUUUCUUUGUGGAUGUAAUGCUGUAUAAUAUUUUUAGAAUGGUUCAGAGGAAUUUUGGCAUUGAGUCCUUAUGAAAUAAAUAGCAUUAAAGAAUUUGUCAUUGUGCUGUUAUGGAAUGUGAGGUUAGGUGUGUACCACUGAUGGUUAUUAGAGCUGUGUAUCAAGUGUACUAUAUAUGUGAUUAUUACAACCAAGUUUUGAUUACAUUUACAUACCAAUAAUAAAUAAUCUCUUCUACAUAAGAAUUACAUUGGUUAAAAUACUGUGAGAUUAUAGAAUAAUGAGGGAGGCCUAGUCUUAAUUUUAAUAUCAUAUGUUUGUUUUGUCUGCAUAGGAACAAGUAUAGGGCAUUUAUUUAUUCUUGUGCUGUAUUCAUACAUUGUAAUCGAUAGAACUUGUGUAUAAAAUUGAAGUAAUGCUCAUUUUAUUUUGUAACUAUAUUAUAUGUGCUGUAUUAGGGUGACCUGGACCUUAUACACAGUCUCCUUUCUUUCUACGUGUAGAUAUGUGUAUUUGAUGUGUAAUUAAGUUUGUUUAUAGUACUUCGCAUUAAAAUGUGUGAUGGGUAUUAAUAUUUAUAUGUCUUGCGAUGUAAUUUGUGUAUUGUUAAUUUUUUCUUAAACUACUUUUAGAUGGUAUUCACAGAGCAGAUGUUGAUGAUGCAAUGUGGAUGAUGGCGAAAGAUUUCCUGGAAGAAUAUAUUAACGUCACAUUGAGACAUUGCUUUUGUUACGUUUUUGUUACUGACAGUUAUGGGCUUUAUUCCAUGACAGUGAUGGGACGUUCUGAAAUUGAUAUAUUUAUUUAAUAUUUUUAAUACAUUUAUAAACAUAUUAACAUCAUUGUGAAUUUUCAAUAUGAAAAAUACAAAUUGUGUCUUAUGAUUAUUUUAGGUAUUAUUAUGAUAAAAAUGAACGUGUAACAUCUGAGAAUUUAUAGAAAUGUCAGCUCAUCAGCUUGAAGUGUAAAACUCCAUUGUAUUGGAUACAAUAUAAUAAUGUUUUGCGAAAGGAGCUGAUGGCAGGAAAUUGCUGGAACAAAACUUCUUCAGUUGUCAUAACUGAGGUUUAUAAGCCCUGACAUAUGAAAUGACUUUUAAACUGAGCAGAUAAAAGCUGCUUGGUGCGUGGUAGGGUGAUUUUAGACGCUUGGCGAUGAAUAUGACGCAAACUACCAAAAUCAGAAUGGUUUGUAAAAAUUUAGAGUAGAUCUACCGUGUGAAGUUUAAUAAAAACAUCAUUUAAUUUGA
Zootermopsis nevadensis is the source of this 8010-nucleotide messenger RNA. RefSeq lists its product as uncharacterized. The record is from RefSeq and is a predicted model, not a curated record. NCBI's taxonomy places the organism in Eukaryota, Metazoa, Arthropoda, Insecta, Blattodea, Termopsidae.